This is a messenger RNA of Triticum dicoccoides, 1535 nucleotides long. Its product is annotated as putative nuclease HARBI1. The record is from RefSeq and is a predicted model, not a curated record. The transcript is spliced from 3 exons. Lineage: Eukaryota; Viridiplantae; Streptophyta; Magnoliopsida; Poales; Poaceae. The coding region runs from base 374 to 1321 and encodes 315 amino acids.
GUAACCAGCGAAUCGUUUUUCUCGAUUCCUCUGCUCUCGCGACCUCCUCUGCUCGUACAGAAACGAAUGCCCACCUCCUCCUCUGUUGUAGCAACCCUAGCCGCCGCCGCGUCGUCGCCGGCCGGUCUGCCACCGCGUCGCCGCCCCUCGGAUCUAUGCCUUGUCCCACAAGUCUCCGUCCAUCACCGCUCGCAGCAGCCGCCCAAAGUCCCCAUGCUGUUGUCUCCCCAUCUGUCGCCACUCCCUUCGUUGGUCGGCGCUGACAGCCGCGUGAAGUAGAGCUCCUGACGGGCCUGGCCGCAAGAUCCACUCCAGAGAAGCCAUUCCCCCAGCUCAAGCAGUCAUAUUUGGCAAGUAUUGUGAAAGUUGGGUGAUGAAGGCCAAGCCUCGGAAAUCUAUUUUGAGUGGAUUUGGAUGGCUUCAAGAGACUAUUGCCACACAGGGAGAGACCUACACAAUGUUGAGAAUGACGGCAAGUGUGUUCUUUGGUCUUCAUGACUUGUUGGUACGUAACUAUGGUCUAAAAGAAACAAGCUUUGUUAGCACUUAUGAGUCUCUUGCUAUGUUCUUGUGGACAUUGGGAGGUUGUGAAUCAAAUAGAAGAACUCAAAAUCGCUUCAAACAUUCAGCGGGUACAAUCCAUCGUAAAUUCCAUGAGGUUCUACAAUGUGUAGUGAACGUGGCAUCUCACUACCUUAAGCCACAAGACCCAAACUUCCACAUUGUGUAUGAUCUAAUUAAAAAGGAUAGGAGGGCUUAUCCCCAUCUCAAAGAUUGCAUUGGUGCAAUCGAUGGGACUCAUAUAAGAGCUUCUAUUCCUGAUGGGCCACCAAAAGUUAGGUACAUUGGGAGGACGGGCAUGACAACUCAGAAUGUGAUGGCGAUAUGUGACUUCGAUAUGCACUUUACUUAUGCUUCAAUUGGGAAACCUGGUUCUAUGCAUGAUACAAAUGUGUUAUACCAUGCAAUUGAGAAGGACAGACCCUCCUUCACCCAUCCACCAAAGGGCAAGUAUUACCUUGUAGAUGCCGGGUAUCCUAAUAGAGAUGGAUAUCUAGUACCAUACAAAGGAGAACAGUAUCAUGUCCCUGACUUUCAAAGAGGUGCACCUUCAAAUACUCCUACGGAGAAGUUCAACAAGAUUCACUCCUCCAACCACAAUUGCAUAGAGAGAACCUUUGGAGUGUGGAAAAUGAAAUGGCAAAUUCUCCUCAAGAUGCCAAACUACUCGUUCCAAACACAGAUGAAGAUUGUUGCAGCUACUAUGACAUUGCACAACUAUGUUCGCUUCCAUGACAAAGAUGAUCUCCACUUUAUUUGAUGUGAAAGAGAUCCAGAUUAUGUUCCAACAAUUACGGAUAGAUAUACGAAGUAUGUUAUUCCUUCCAGUGCAUCGGAUGCUUCCACUUCGGAGGCAAGUGCUCCUAACAUGGAUAGGUUUAGGAAUGAACUAGCUACCGCCAUUGCUCUUGGUUGGUGAAAUCAUGCUCGUGGUGCAAUUUGUAGCUCUUAUGAUUUGCAAACGUAUGCAAAUU